AGGCGGUGUCCAUGGCCUCAGAAGAAAACCCACACAAUAAUUGCUUCUGCAAAUUUGCUUGGGAGCAAUUGAAUGGUGACACCAUAACCGAAAAUCUUUUGGAGAAGCGAUAAGCUUGAAUCGAGAGGGAGAAAGAAAGAAUGAGACCAACUUCGGCUUCUUCUUCGAAACAGAGAGGAGAAAAUACCAGAGGCAGCGUUGUCAGUGGUCAUCUGCGUACUCUCCAUCAGCGUCUCUCUGAUGCUCUCAAACUUGGUACCAGAAAUUUUGAUGGAAACACAUGGAAAUGGCAAUGCACUGAUAUUGAGACACAGAGAUAUGUAGUCCGGUCAAUUAACGCCGUCCUUGAUUGCGCUCUUGGAGAUGUGUGUGUGUCACAGCAUCCACUAAUAAAGGAUUUGGCUGCUGAUAUGAUAGCGGCAUUGGUAUGGAUUCUUUCUUGUAAAAACGAAGCCUUACUGUGUACAGCAGCAAAUGCAGUGUUAAAGUUGAUAAGAGUUGUACCCAAUUCAAUACUGCAGCAAUAUGUGCUAGAGCUUGUUAAUCCUUUGUCAUCCUUAUUAUCUUCUAGUCAAUUAGACGUUGCUGCCUCAUCUGCAAUGGCUUUAAACACAAUCCUCUCUCAUCUGAGUGUAAGGAAGGAGGAAAAGGUCUGGAAGACAUUAAAAGAAACAAAAGCUGUUUUUUCUGUAAUUAAUAAUAUAAAAGGGCUUUCUGAUGGUGCUGUGCUGAACGAAUAUUUUGAAGUAAUGGCGUCUGUGCUGGCAACAAUACUGCAGCGUUGGCCUCCAUCUAGAUAUCAUGUUUGGAACGAUGCUAAACUGAUGCAAGAUUUAGAGGCUAUCCUUGUAAAGCCUUAUAUUUCCACCAAAGUACCAGUUCUGAAGUUAUAUUCUGCUUUAGCUCUAUGUUCUAGUGGGAUGAAGAAGCUUCUAGAAAAUGAAGCAGGUCUUUUAAAGAUGAUAGUUAACUGCAUCGGAAGCUCCCAACCUAUUCCUGUUCGCAUAGAGGGAUUUAAACUUGCCCGGCGUUUAUUGGCAGAUGAACAGGGAUAUUUGAGAAUGAUGAGUUUGUCUUGCGAGCCCAUUGUUGAAUCCAUAAUUCAUGAGAUGAGCAGAGGACGCCAACAUUCUGGAAAAUUUGCCAAUGAAAAAAUGUCUUUACUAGUGGAGGCAUGUCGUUUGGCACUGCUUAUCUGUUGGGAAGGGAAGCAGCAUAUAUAUUUUUGGAAGCAUGGAAUUGACAGGGUCCUUUUGGAUCUUCUUCGAGAAGAUUUUCUAAAUGGGUUACCUCAACAUUUGCUGUCUGUUGAAGACCAUAUAUCCUUAGCAAGGGAUGGUCUUAAGCCCAAUUCUCUUCUUGCUUUGAGGCCAUACAUCUGGGAUAUUCUUGGAUGGCUUGCAAUACAUGCUAAAGAAGAUUUUAAUCCCAACAUGCAUGGACCUCUAAUACACAUUAACCUUCUCAUUACUUCUGCAUGCUUGGCUUUUGCGGAUUCAAUAAGGAAAGGGGGUUAUAUAUGUCAGGGUGAUGUAGCUGAUAGUGAACCAGCUUCAAGGGCAGCUUUGAUGAUGGUUUAUUCUCCCUGCAAAUAUAUAGCAUCAAAGGCCAGAUUCAUACUGUCUGAAAUUCUGAAGCCAAAUGACAUUGAAUAUCUGCAACACUUACUGGAUACUUUAAAUUACGCAUCUGGGGACAGUUGCGGAACGUCAAAUAUACUUAGAACUAUCAUUAAUUUAAUGGGCUUGACGUGUUAUUGCGCUUUACCCCAGUAUCAAAGCCAUGUUAUAGAGAGUGAUGGGAUAAAUACAUUGUUCACUAUAAUAAGGUGCUGCUUAAGUAAUUAUGUUGCUGUUGAAAGGCUGAGCUUUGCUUCUCAUUUGCGUUAUUUGUAUAGUGAGAGGACUUGUUGCUGGGUUUGUCCGGAAGAUUGGGAAGGCAAAGAUGUUUGCCUGCUUUAUGGGUUGUGGGGGCUAUCUGAGUUGGUACACUGUUAUUAUGUAAGAAACAGUCUAGAUGUGUUUAUGGGUAAGAUGAACUACACUAAAACUGAACUAGUUAAUACACUUUUCGAGAUAUGCACUUAUACUUCUAGUCAUGGACCAAGAUGGUAUGCUGCAUAUAUUCUUAGUCAUUUUGGAAUUUAUGGUUUUCCUAAUAAACUUGCGAAAAGGAUUGGGAAAGCACUUAAUGGGGAUACUUAUGCAGACAUGCAACUCAGGCUCACAAAUGGGCAGUCUGUAAGUGCUCAUGGUGUUGUUCUUGCCACUCAAUGCCCAUCAUUGCUACCUCCUGAAGAAUCGGAUCCUAAUGGUAAAACAUCUGAUGUUUCUUCAGCAAGAGACGACGCCAAUGAGCUGUCUGGAAAGUUUCAGAAAGUAGUUCGUUUAUCUUCUCAUGUUGAUCCUGAGUCAUUGAUGAAAUUGUUGGAGUACGUUUACUUUGGAUAUCUGCAGGCUGGAGAAGAAGAAGUUAUGAAGUUAAAGAUUCUCGCCAAACGUUGUAAGUUGCAACCUUUGGUACGACUUCUUUGCAGGAGGCGUCCACUAUGUGGUACUCUUGUAUCCAGCUUUGAUCUUACUCCAGCUCUUGGGUCCAGCUGGCAAUCAUUUUCGGAUAUCAUCUUGGAAGCUAAGGCAGCUGAACAGACUUGCUGGACAUGCAGUCUUUGCUCUCUACUGGUGCCUCAUGUGCAUGCUCACAAGGUUAUAUUAUCUUCAGGUUGUGAUUACCUGAGGGCCUUGUUCCAGUCAGGAAUGCAGGAGAGCUGCUCAAAGACCAUAAAGGUUCCUGUUAGCUGGGAAGCAAUGGUUGAACUGGUGCACUGGUUUUACACUGAUAAGCUGCCGAGUCUUACCUUUGGAUGUUUAUGGGAUAAUAUGCAUACUCAGGGAAGGUUUUACAAGCUACAACCAUAUGUGGAACUUUAUCAGCUUGCUGAGUUCUGGUGUUUGGACGCUGUUCAUGAUGCCUGUUUUAGGGUGAUUAUUUCAUGUUUAGAUUCUGAUGGACUCUUGUCUUCUAAAGUAAUCCAAUUUGCUUUUAAUUUAUCCCUCUGGAAGUUGGCUGAAGUUGCAGCGAAGUACAUGGCCCCUUUAUAUCGUCAACUACUCAACUCUGGGGAUCUUGAGGACCUAGAUGAUGCGUUGGUUGAAAUGGUCCGUGCUGCCUCUGUUCAACUUUCUCAUGAGGAUGUUGCCAUUAAAGGGAGAGAAAUAGAGCAUUACAUGGGAGACUACCAAGAUUUUAAUAUAUGACGAGUAGUUUGAUUACGGAUGCAUCAAUGGAGUGUCAACAACAUAGUUUAUGACUGGUAAAGGGAUGGAUGUUGCACUCCCCAUCAUCAAAACAAAACUUUUCAAGCCUUUUGGUAAACUUAAAAUCCUGACGACGUUGAUUAUAUCGAAUGAAUCAUCUCUUUUCUUGAUGCAUUCUUUUCAAUGCAAUGUCCGGGCAUCAAUCUAGGAAAAUAUAUAUGAAUUGACUUUGGGCUCUUUUCGGUGAUCUUUUGGAGGCAUUUUCAUGAAGCUAAGGAGAUGGUGGUAAACAGCAGCAAAAACCAACAUAUUUGACAAGAAUCUUCUUUACACAGGUCUUCAAACUAGCAUCAUGCAAAUUGGGACCUACAGGGAUGAUAGAAUGAGAAAAACCAGUCAGUCAAGCAGUCAAGCCCUUAAAUUUAAGAAGCUUUCCUGGAACCAUAUUUUUCAGAAAGUUUUGCUGUCAUUCCGGACUUAUUUGGUGAUCGAUUGUUGUAUUAGUCCUCUUUGUCGUGAAAACACUUCAUUGUGUGGAUUUCCAACGUCAAAGACAUGUGACAAUGAUGAUGAAUUGCCAUUUCUCUGUGAAAUGGAAGAUUUUGCGAGUGGAUUUGACUGGAAGGUUGUGACGAUGGGUUACUGGUGAUUGGAUUGUCUAUAUGUUGUAUUCUCAACAGGUAAGGCGGAACGGUUUGUGACGAUGGUAGAAGUAGAACGACCCAAAAAGGCUAAAAGAGCAAAAAUAAUUGCAAUGGACGAAGAAAUUAGAAUGCAACAUUUGUGCUAUAAGCAUGGAGUGGCGAUAUGCUUGGGGUAUUGUAUUGUAUUGUCUUUGCAUUUUUAGAGGGGAUUUUCUUCUUGUCGAUGUGCAAGAUUUAAGACGGCUGCCUCUGGUGAUGGGAGCUUAUGGCUGAAUUCAGCGUCCAUUUAACGAAUCCAUGCGAUGAGGGAGAAGAUAGGCGGCAUUAUAGUAUGAAAGAUGUAGAAGUGGGAUGUGCUGGAAUGUGAGUUCUUGAAGAAAGGGAGAGGACGGGGACGUGGGGUUCUCUGCAAUGUAAAUUCAGCCUUAUCUGCAACUUUUAAGGCAGUUAAUAUUGGACAACAAAAUAUUCAAGUAUUGUGGUUAUUCUUACCAAA
Tripterygium wilfordii is the source of this 4397-nucleotide messenger RNA. Its product is annotated as BTB/POZ domain-containing protein At1g04390. Gene Ontology annotation, molecular function: protein binding. The transcript is spliced from 12 exons. The record is from RefSeq and is a predicted model, not a curated record. Lineage: Eukaryota; Viridiplantae; Streptophyta; Magnoliopsida; Celastrales; Celastraceae. Bases 141 to 3257 code for a protein of 1038 amino acids.